GCUGACUUCGAGAUGAAUUUGCCUUUUAACUAAAAUAAUUAACAUAGACAACCCAAUCCAGCAACUCUUUCCAACAAAAAAUCCACACUUUUCUUCUCCACCGCUUUGGCUCUCUCUCUCCCCGACAGUCACCGGUAUUUCAAGAACAACCUCAAGAAAACAGAACAUAUUAAACCCACAAAAAAUGGAUUCUUCAGGGCAGUGUCAUAACAGAAAACGCAUGUUCAGACAGUCACAUUCAUCGUGUUCUCCACUGUACUUUUUCACAGUAAGAUCUUUUGUUUUGUGUUCAAGUUUUCUCACUUUUCUUUCUCUUUUAUCAUCUACAAUUCCCUUUAAUUCUUCGGCUUUUCGGCCUGUUUUAGUUGUUUCAAGAUUGUCAAAUUCUGCUAAAUCAAUCCAAGAUUUUCAUAAAUUGUUGAUGCCCAUAAAAAUAGAGAACCGGGUUUUAUUUCCUGAUGAUUUUAUGUUGUUGGUUGCUGAUGGAAGGAAAAAUGGGUUUAUAAAGAAGGGUAUUAUCGCAGAAUUGGAAUGUGUUUAUUACCGUAAAAAUGUACUGGAUAAUGCUAUUGUUGAUAAGGAGAAUGUGUUGUCUGUAGAUGAAUAUGAUGAAUUUAGGUCAAUUGUGAGAUGCCCAAUCCCUUCAGUGAAUUAUUCGACAGUGGUAAAUUUACGGUGGCGGUAUAAAAAUGAAAAAUUGAGGGAAGAAAAUGGAUUACGGAUGACUGAGAAUCAGACUGUUCAUUCUUGGGAAAAUGUGACGUAUGGAGCUGUUUUGGACGGGGAAACAGUGGUUGUGUUUGCGAAGGGUUUGAAUUUGAGACCUGCUAGAGAAUCCGAUCCAGGCCAAUUUAGUUGCCAUUUUGGGUUAGGGAAUUGGGAAACGGAUGAAAGGUUUAUGUUUACGACGAAAGCUUUGGUUGCUGGUCAAGAGGUUGUGAGAUGUUCAUUGCCUCGGAGCAUUAGAAACAAUCCAGAUAAGGCGUCGGGAAUCCAAUUGACUAUAGGAGUUACACCCCGUGUUCGUGCUCGAGGUCAUGAACGCUCACUCUUGCCGUCUGUGGCGAAGAUAUUUGAAGCCAAGUCUGAGCAAAAGAAGAAGGGUGAGGGAAAGUACGAGCUUUGUGCUUGUACAAUGGUGUGGAACCAAGCUUUU
Molecule: messenger RNA, 1156 nt
Organism: Olea europaea var. sylvestris
Lineage: Eukaryota; Viridiplantae; Streptophyta; Magnoliopsida; Lamiales; Oleaceae
Product: glycosyltransferase family 92 protein RCOM_0530710-like
Exons: 1
Source: RefSeq, a predicted model, not a curated record